Molecule: messenger RNA, 1063 nt
Organism: Ichthyophthirius multifiliis
Lineage: Eukaryota; Ciliophora; Oligohymenophorea; Hymenostomatida
Product: malate dehydrogenase nad, putative
Exons: 2
Biological process (GO): oxaloacetate metabolic process; tricarboxylic acid cycle; malate metabolic process
Molecular function (GO): L-malate dehydrogenase (NAD+) activity
Source: RefSeq, a predicted model, not a curated record
AUGCAUUAAAACGAAAAAAAACUCAUAGUUUGCGUAACAGGUGCUGCAGGUCAAAUAGGUUAUGCAUUCUUACCCUUACUUUUGACAGGUUAAUGUUUUGGUCCUAAUACUAAAAUAAGUUUACGUCUUUUGGAUAUUCCUUAAUGUGAGUAAAUACUAAAAGGAGUUGAAUUGGAAUUAUAAGAUGGGGCUUAUCCUUUACUUGUAGAUGUAAAUUCAGGUUCAAACCCAGAAGUAUUAUUUAAGGAUGCUGAUGUUGUCGUAUUUAUAGGAGGAGUCCCAAGAAAACCUGGAAUGGAAAGAAAAGAUUUACUAAAAAUAAACGGUACAAAUUUUAUUACUUAAGGAAAAGCUCUAGAUUAAGUAGCCAAGAAGACUUGUAAAAGUAUAGUUGUAGCAAAUCCAGCGAAUACAAACUGUCUUUUAUUAGCUGAAACUGCAAAAAGUAUUCCUAAAUAAAACUUUAGUGCUUUAACUAGACUUGAUCAUAAUAGGGCAUUAGCCUAAAUUGCUGAAAAAUGUAAAGUUAAUAUUAAUAAUGUCAAAAACAUUAUUAUUUGGGGGAAUCAUUCUACAACUUAAUAUCCAGAUGUUAAUCAUGGAUAAGUUAAUGGUUAAAAUAUUAGAUCAAUAGUUAAUGAUGAUUAGUAUUUGAAUACUGAAUUUAUAUAAAGAGUUUAAAAAAGAGGGGGUGAAUUGCUUGCUUUGAGAUAAAAUUCAUCUGUUAUGAGUGCAGCUAAUGCGGUAAAAGAUCAUUUAUAUGAUUGGUAUUUUGGAACUAAAUAAGGGUAAUUUGUAUCUAUGGCUGUUUAUUCGAACGGAUAAUAUUAUGGGGUGCCGGCUGGUUUAAUUUAUUCUUUUCCUGUUACUUGCGAAAAUUUUGAGUUUAAAAUUGUUGAUGGAUUAAAUAUUGAUGAUUUUUCGAGAUAAAAAAUGAAUUUAACUACUUAGGAAUUGUAAGAAGAAAAAAAUGAUGCAUUUUAAUGAUUAUUUUUUUAUUUCUUUUUUUUUUUGUUAUUUUAACUUUUAAAAAAAUAAUUUUUAAUAAAAGAAUAUAAAAUAC